Acanthopagrus latus (yellowfin seabream) is the source of this 1668-nucleotide messenger RNA. RefSeq lists its product as uncharacterized. Gene Ontology annotation, molecular function: metal ion binding; nucleic acid binding; hydrolase activity. The record is from RefSeq and is a predicted model, not a curated record. Lineage: Eukaryota; Metazoa; Chordata; Actinopteri; Spariformes; Sparidae. Bases 91 to 1668 code for a protein of 525 amino acids. The transcript is spliced from 5 exons.
GUAUGAGUCUCUUUCCUCCGUCAGUGAAGCCACCGUGAUACAGCCGCGACGGUUAGCUAGCUAGCUUGUUAGCUAGCGUGUUAGCUAAUCAUGGCGGUUGACGUCCAUCAGCGCACCUGUCUGUCUGGUGUGAUGAUGACGACAUCCCUGAAGAUUUGGUGUCUCCUGCCCAUCGCUGCCUUCCUCCUCCUGUCCUUCGUUCCCACAGUAGCUGAAGUGGUGGAUUCAAUGAGAGACUGUGACCAGUUUCUCCUCGACAACACUCCACCACAGGUCCCAGGAAUCUUGGAGGGCGGCAACAUCAUGAACAAGAGCCGAUACAAACCCAUCUGCCAGACUUUCAAGAAUGAGAGAAGGUUUGUGACGCUCUACGACACACAGAACAAGAUUCCAGUGUUUUCUGCUUACAAGUACAGAGGGGAACAAGACAAGGGAAGACCCCGAACCCCUUGGAAGAUAGAGCCAGAGCUUGAAGAAAAGAAUACCAACAACAUGAGGGAUGACCGAUACAGCCACCAGGCCUCUAACGAUGAUUAUAAAAACAGCACAGUCUACAACAGGGGCCAUUUAUUUCCAACUUCUCAUGCAUUUGAUAGAAAUGAUAAAAUAUCAACCUUCACCCUGACAAACAUCGUUCCACAAGCGGUGUCUUUCAACGGUGGCAGCUGGCAAAAAAUGGAGAGCUGCGUCCAGUGUGUCCUGCAGAAGUACUGCAUCAACAAUAAUAAUGUCAUUGAAGGUUUUGUAGUCACUGGAGCGCAGCCCAGCGAGAACAACAAACUCAACAACAAGGUUAAUAUUCCCUCCAUCCUUUGGUCCGCUUUCUGCUGUUACAGUCACAGCAUGGCCAAGUGGUUGGCAAGCGCACACUGGGGUGACAAUGUUGCAGAAGAUUCAUCUAAAUAUCUGCAGACAAAGACUUUGGCAGAACUCCAUCAAGAACUGAGCGUUAAUGUGUUUCCUGGAUCUCAGUGUCCCCUUCAAACAACUGUUGCUGAGUUUUACCCAGAAAUUAAUGCUAAAAACAAAUUUUGUAAAUGCCCACCCCAAGUUUCAACUACAUCUGCCCCUCUUAAUACCACAACUAGCUUUACCUCAACUACUGCUACAACCAAUUUCAGCGCCACUAUAUCUUCCACUAGUGAAACAACUACUACCAACAAUACAACAACUACUACUUCUGCUACAAGAGGCACCACCACCAUUACCACAACCACUACUGCAACCACAAAGAAUGAAGACAACUCUUCCCAGGAAAAUGAUGAUGAUGGGCAAGGAGGAAAUCAGGGAGGAUCAGGAGGAGUUGGUGGUGGUUUAGUAGGAGGAGUUAGUGGUGGUUUAGUAGGUGGUGGUGGUGUAGGAGGAGUUGGUGGUAGUGUAGGAGGAGUUGGUGGUGGUGGUUUAGGAGGAGGUGGUGGUGGUGGUGUAGGAGGAGAUGGUGGUGGUGUAGGAGGAGUUGGUGGUAGUGUAGGAGGAGGUGGUGGUGGUGUAGGAGGAGUUGGUGGUGGUGUAGGAGGAGUUGGUGGUAGUGUAGGAGGAGGUGGUAGUGGUUUAGUAGGUGGUGGUGGUGGUGUAGGAGGAGUUGGUGGUGGUUUAGGAGGAGUUGGUGGGAGUCAAUCCCUCUACUGCUGUUUCUCCAGCUAUAAGUACCACGAUACCUGCGACUAA